UGUUAGGUCCACUGCCAAUGGUCAUCACCUAUCUGAUAACAAGCUCUUCCCCGAUUCACCAAAAGCCAAGCUGCCCUUUCCAGAAACCUUCCCUGAGACACAGGGGAAGGCCUUCACCACCUCCUCCUUCCAAUCCCGAGAUCUCUCUGAUUCAUUAGAAUCUAGUUCAUUCUAAUUCAAUAGUUCAUCAUGUGUGAAGAGCAAGACUCAUUUUCCAAAAACUGCCCAGGAAUGGCUCUUCUCAUCCUAAAGAUGGCUAACUAAUAAGAUGAGAAAUAAAGGAUGCUAAGAAAUUAGCUGUGGAUAAUGAGGAAGUAAGAUCAGUUCCAUGAGGUGAACAAGCACAUCAGAGAAGAUCCACAGGGCUGUUACAAUGGGAGGUGAAAAGCACUAGGGACUCCUGGACUUCCUUGCAUCACAUCAGGGACUGCCAGGAAGGCAUCAUCCACACCCUUCUUCCUCACUGAGCAUGAGCAGCAGCUGAACCAGGUGGAAAAACUGACCCUUCAGCUACAGAUGAUGACCAAUGACAGGCAUGAACUGCAUGAAUUCCUGGCCCAUUACACCAACAAUGAGUUGAACAACAGGCUGAAUUCUGAGCAUGAGAUGCAGAACACAGAGCAUAAGAAGGAUAUGUCAGAUGUGAAGAAAUUACCCAAGGAGAUUAGUGAGGCCUUGUACAAGUGCACGGAGCUGAGUGAGAAGACCAACUCCUACCGCACCCUCUACAGUCAGCUCCUGAGUGAACGAACUCAGCUGAAGGAAAAAGUGAGGAUGUUGAUAGAGGACAAGAGAAAGCUUCAGAGGGAGCAGAUUUUACUACAAGAGUCCUGUGAAGAGGCAAAGAGGCUCUGUGAGGAGGCCCAUGAGAAGAUCUAUGACCUCUGGACAAGGCAGCAGCAGGAACUUCAAAGACUUGAAGAAAAUCUUCAGUCCCUGCUGAAGCAGAAGGAGCUGCUCACCAGGCAAAGGGACUUGGCAGUAAAACAGCAGCAUCACUUCACUGUGUCCCAGAUGAGGUUUGAAAACCUCCAGCAGGAACUGGAGCAGACCACAGCCCAGGAAGAGAGCCUCCUGCAGAUGGAGCUGCUGAAGCAGAAACACUUUGUCCCAGCACCUCUUAGGAAAAUUGAGAAGGCUGGAAGAAGCCAGAGACACCUUGAAGACAUGACAUUCUACACUCCAGGUUCACGGCCUCCUCAGAAAAUGCCACCUCUUUUUAGCUGUGAACUCACUAGUGAGGCAAAUAUCAACCUACCAUCAGGCGAUCCUGCUACAAUCUGAUCCACAUCCAUUGGCUCACUAUUCCCAGAGAAAAGAUUGUAUCAGAAAUAGUAUGAGAUUCAGAGGACACAACACAAAUUACUAAGAACACUGACAUCCAUCAGCAUGUGACCCCAGAGAGGGGCAAAACAACAUGGAAGAGGACAUGUGGGUGAGCAAGAGUUCUUCUGUCAGCUUCCUAUCAAGGGCUUUGACAAGCUGACUCCACAUGUGAUGGAAAUCUGACAAGGAAGACUGUGUUAACGUCACACUGCCAUCCAGACAGACCACACCCAAAGGCAUAAGAUUCUCUCUAGUGCAGGGCUGAAGCUGUCGCCAUGUCAUGGGCAAGUGUUGCUGAAGAUAACUCUACAGAGAAUAAGCCAGUUCCUCACCUCAUUUGCUCUUCCGUAGGGAAAUUCUAAAGAAAACUGUAAUUUGCUUAAAUUUUUUUUGUUUAUAUGUUGGGAUAUUUAUGCAUUGCAUUUUGGUUUAAGGUUUUGUUAAUUUUUGUUAUUACUUUUAUUCUUGUCAUUGUUUUAAUAGUCUGCUAAGGCUAUACACUGUAUAUAAUGAUGCUGUUUUGAAA
This is a messenger RNA of Peromyscus eremicus (cactus mouse), 1852 nucleotides long. RefSeq names its product protein Hook homolog 1-like. The coding region runs from base 517 to 1284 and encodes 255 amino acids. The record is from RefSeq and is a predicted model, not a curated record. NCBI's taxonomy places the organism in Eukaryota, Metazoa, Chordata, Mammalia, Rodentia, Cricetidae. The transcript has a single exon.